AUGGCCAGCGACGGAGUAGGCCGUGCACGAUCCUCAUCGCGAGAAGACGCGACGCUAUUAGAACAGCAUAGACAAAAUCCUGCUGGAUUCUCCCCAAGACUGGGUGGACCAGUAGCCGUGAUUCUCUUCGUCGCGAUCCUCAUUGCAUUCGUGGUCCAAAGCGCCGCUACGCAGUAUGUGCAAACCACGCUUGGCUUUCGCAAACCAUAUCUAUUAUUUUAUAUUGCCCACUCCACCUUCAGCAUAAUCUUUCCUUUUCAUCUUCUCUAUCUUACUUGGACGACGCCGUACACCGUCAACCAUUAUUUAUCUCUCAUCAGGGAGACACUUCGCCUCCAAUUCUCGAGCCCUGCAGACUUGCACGUUGGAAGGUUCCCAACAAGGAAUAUAAUCACGUUGGCCAUCGUCCUGACCAUCGGUAUUUCGACUCCUGGAUUAUUGUGGUACAUCGCCGUCUCCUUUGCGUCAAUCAGUGAUGUGACGGCAAUCUGGAACACCAGCGCCUUUUGGGCCUAUGUGUUCUCCGUAUGCAUCCUUGUCCCUCCUGGGAGCCACCCUGCUUCGUGGUGGAGACGACUGGAGGCAAACAAACUCGUGGCUGUUGUCAUGGCGUGUGUAGGCGUGACAAUCACGGUCUACUCUGGCGUCAAAUCCGACAGCAAAUCUGGUACCGGGGAAACCGACCCCAGCGUUCCUUCAGCACCACUAUUUGGAAACGUGCUGACUCUCAUUGCCUCCGUUGUCUAUGCCCUGGUUCAGGUGCUGUAUAAGAAAUAUAUCGCACUUCCGCAUGAGCCAGCAGAAGGCAUUGGGCUGGAUGAUGACACGGAGCGUGAAGUUUCUUCACCUCUCGUCACCUAUCAUCCGCUUUUCAAUGAGGAAGGCGGUGAAAUGGAUGAGACGAUGCAGGAUGGUUUUGUGGAGGCGAGCGAAGAGGUCGAAGAGGAGCGUCGGCAACUCGAAAAGGCCGAACUCGCCUUGCCAUUUGGACUUUACCCCAAUUUCAUCACUUCGCUCGCCGGCGUUACCACCCUCUUCUCUCUCUGGGUACUCCCCGUAUUUCUCUCAGACCCUUCAAAGGAGAAGGCGGCUACAGGCUCCCCGUUGGCCAUCGUACUUUCCAUAUCUGCCAUUGCGCUCGCAGGAUUGACGUGGAAUGCUGGGUAUAUGGUUUUGCUCUCCAUUUGGGGCCCAGUCCUUACCUCGGUGGGUAACCUGCUCACGAUCGUGCUGAUGCUCGUGGUCGAAACAGUACUCAUGGCAGCGCCAUCUCCCAGCGGCUGGAGUAUACUAGGGUGUGGGAUGAUUGCCAUGGGAUUUGGAAUUCUCGCUUGGGAACUCUCGAGGAAACGAGAGUUUCAUGGCUCGUAA
Messenger RNA from Serendipita indica DSM 11827, 1371 nucleotides. The record is from the annotation of a GenBank genome assembly. Lineage: Eukaryota; Fungi; Basidiomycota; Agaricomycetes; Sebacinales; Serendipitaceae.